Messenger RNA from Mus pahari (shrew mouse), 4115 nucleotides. Its product is annotated as ubiquitin carboxyl-terminal hydrolase 29. Gene Ontology annotation, cellular component: cytosol; nucleus. Lineage: Eukaryota; Metazoa; Chordata; Mammalia; Rodentia; Muridae. Bases 357 to 2975 code for a protein of 872 amino acids. Gene Ontology annotation, molecular function: cysteine-type deubiquitinase activity; cysteine-type endopeptidase activity. Gene Ontology annotation, biological process: G1/S transition of mitotic cell cycle; protein deubiquitination. The transcript has 5 exons. The record is from RefSeq and is a predicted model, not a curated record.
GGACAGCCGGAGCUCUACAGAAAAAAACUUCAUCUCAAAGGUCCUGGAGGUGGAACUUACAUCUUCAAACUUGGCUGAAGGCUCCUUUAUCCUCUGAGCCACCUUAUUGGCCCCACAAUACAGUUAACAGCCUGCAGCAGGACCGUGAGCCGCCUUCUACAGCUGUGAUAUUCCUGGGUAGAAACCUGGGACUUGGGUCUGUGUCUGGAAUCUGCAAUCAGAAAGGCCAGCACUUAACGACUCAACUUCGACGACUCAACCUUAUAUCGUGACGGUCUCAUUUCGUCUCAGUCUCACCAGUGAAAAGAGCAGAGGCACCAGAGCCCAACAUCACAGCCUUUUACUUCUGAUUGUGCAUGCUUUUUUGUGAAGAAAGAAUGGCUCACCUAAAGAUAAAUGGUUUGGUCCAGAUCCGCAGCACAAACAGGAGCAAGCACACCAGGGCAUCUCAGUGGAAAGAAGCAGUCAUCGAAAUAGUAGAAAGAAAACAGAAAGUUAAUCUGGUGGUUUCUUUCAAAUUGGAAGAAAGGAGAAGGGUUUUUCAGCUGGGUGAUAAUGUUACAGGUGUAGUGGUUAGUGGCGAGCUGGGACUGUACCAUCUGGAUUUAACUUUGAGAGACGACACAUCCUUACUCAUCGACAAGUUAUCCUCCGCAGAUGUUGAACAUCUGAAGUCAUUCCUGGAUUCGUCCACUCCAUGUGAAUCCCAGCAACCUAUGGAGCCCAUGAGUAGUCAGGAUGACCUUGAAAGCAGUGAUCCAUUUUUCAGGGAGCACCAGGAGGCAGCCUGCGGAUCCCUGAACACCACUCCAGAAAGUGGGACACCACUGUCCCGCAAGAUGCCACUUUCUAUGUCCAACACCACAGGUGGCCAGAAGAGAGGAGAAAAACAAGGCAGAAAGAGGAAGACAGAACCAUCCUCAUCCAGCGUGGAAGUGAACAAAGACAUUCCCAAAGAAAAUACUCCUGAACAAAAGAAGAAAUCCAGGCGAUAUUACUCCAGGAACAGAGGUGGCAAAGCAGAGAAAGCCGUGACCUUAAGAGAACAAGAAAAGCGUAACAAUUGGAAACUUGAACCUGCUUUCAAUUCAAAAUCCUAUGGAAGGGCUAACCUAGACGGCACAAUCCUUCCGAUUGCGACAUGCUCAGAUGACAGAGAUGUAUCAAUAUUUGGACUGGAGAUUAUAACACACAACGGAGUCCAAUCACUUCCUGACCCUUACCUAAACCAACUAAAGCGUGAAGGCUUCCCGAAUUUGGGGAAUACUUGCUACAUGAAUUCCAUUUUACAAUCUGUCUUUGGGAUUCCAACCUUUGCAAAGGACUUACUCACUCAAGGCAUACCAUGGGAGAAAGUCUCCUACGAUGACCUUAUCAUGCCCUUGAGCCAGCUUCUUGUCUUGAAAGACAUUCGGGAUGUAGAGAUCAAGGGGGAGUUACUCACCAGUGUGAAGAAGUCCAUUUCCACAGUUGCAGACACAUUCUCGGGCAAUGAACAGAACGAUGCCCAUGAGUUUUUAAGUCUGUGUUUAGACCAGCUGAAACUGAACAUGGAAAAAGUAAAUGCCAUGUGGGAUACUGAGAGGAGAAACACAUGUGGCACCAAAAGGUUUGUUUGUCCCGUUGGUGCUAAUUUUGAAUUUGAGCUGCAUAGCUCCAUCAUCUGUGAAGGCUGUGGUGAGGCUACUAUCAAAACCGAAGUGAGUAAUUACCUCUCCAUUGACCUGCACCACGGGACAAAAACACACCCUCUAUCAAUUCAAAAGUCUUUUGAUCUUUUCUUUACACCAGAAAAAAUUGAGCAUAACUGUGAGAAGUGCAAGAACAGGAAUUCUGUUCUCAAGUACACAUUGAGGCGACUCCCCAGGGUCCUCAUUGUUCAUCUGAAACGCUACCAAGUUACCACUGACUUGUUGCCGGUGAAGAGUGAGCAGCCAGUUGAGAUUUCAAAGUAUUUAAAUAUAUCUUCCCACUGCCAUGAAAACAGGAAGCUACCACUUCCCUUGGCUACUACAUCACCAGAUAUCUCUCAAGGGAUUAUGCCUGGGAUCUUCAACCAGUCAAUGUCAUCUAAGAAGAUGACUUCAGAAUCCUGUGACCCCAUGGUUCUACAGGUUGGAUCCAGUGUGGAUGCUGAGAUACAAAGCUUCCAGAUAAUGUAUGAGGAUGAAGAUACAAGUGAGGGGCAGCAGCAGAGAGGCCUGGAAAGUGGUUCCAUGCUGGAGCCAGAACUAGUGAAGGCAGAAAACAGGAUACUCAGACAAAAGACAUCACUAGCAACUGACUCAAUGAUGGGUGAUGGAUACAGCUUCCUUCCUAUGCUCUGUGAGCCUCUGAGCAUCCAAGAUCCAGGUCUUGCAGAGAUGGGUCUUCAAGAGGUUCCAGAGAAUCCAGAAUUUAAGAGCUAUGAGAAAAUUAACAUAUAUGGAAAGUCAGAUGGCCGCACUAACACUGAGUUGUCAAAACUCUACCGGAAUCAUGGAAGUCGAAUCAAGGGUUUGUUUCUGCCGGCAUCCCUUGCAAGCGUUAGCUCCCAGGAAGACCCAGAGAAGGACCUGAGUAGGUCUCCAGAACUGCAGGAAGAUGACCCACAUUCCUUUGCAUUUGGUUCUGAUGAUUCCAAAGAUGGGGAGAUGGGAGAUGAUCUUCAGAAUUACAGGCUCGUCAGUGUUGUCAGCCACUUCGGGAGCUCCCCAAAUUCAGGCCAUUACGUAAGUGAUGUGUAUGACUUUCAAAGGCAAGCCUGGCUCCUUUACAGUGAUGUCCAAGUGUUCGAGAGUUCAGAUCCCUCCAUUCAGGAGAACAGGCUAAACAGCGGAUACAUCUUCUUUUACAUGCAUAAUGAGAUUUUUGAGGAACUGUUGAAAAAGGCAUCCGAGUGCAAGGUCCUUAGCACAUCUAAAGAGGAAAAGAGGGACAUAGACUACUUCUCAACAUUGCUUAACGGCCUUACAUACAUCCUGGAAGAAUUCUAAAUCCUGCCUAAAAUGAAGAAGAGUCACAUAGCUCAAGAUGAAAACUCGGCAUAAAACAACAAACGGACAUAUUAGAACAGAAACACAGGCCUUGCUGAUGCAGGCUAUGCACCAUUCUUUCCUAUAAGGCUAAAUGGUGCUUUUCCUGUUUUGUGGUGGUUUUAAUUUAUUCACAGAUGUUAAGAAAACUCAUCAUUUUGAGAGUACCAUUUGUUAACGUAAUAGGGGAUCAGGAGAGAUGGUGCAGUAGUUGAGAGUGCAAACUUCUCUCAUAGAGGACCCAAGCUUGACUUCCCAAUACCUAUGUUAGGUGUGAGCGCAGGUGUCCAUGAAGACAGGAGGCAUGGGAUCGCCCAGAAUGGGAAUUAUGAGUGAUAGUAAGUGGCCUGACUUGGGUGCUGGGAACUGAACUUAGGUCUUCUGCAAGGACAGUUUCCACUUUUAAACACUAAGCCAUCUCUUGGCUUUCAUUCUAAUUUUAGUGUGUGUAUUAUCCGUAUGAGCAAAGCAUGAUGCUUUUUAAAUGUUUUUCUGAACCAAUACAACGCAGCAAGGAACCAAUUACAAGUUCACAUGCUGGGGUUCAAUGUCAGAAACAAUACCAGUAGUUACUUAAAAGUUUGAGAAACAUUUAUUUAGUGUGUGGAGUGUCCUAUUAAAUUUUAGUGUAUAUAUAAAUCGCUCAUGUCAUUCCAGAGUUCCUCAUUGUUUUUUUCCCCUAAAUUCAUAUAUGUUGUUGUUUUGUCAAUUUAUUAAAACCAUUGUUUUCCAUAUGUGUUUGUGACUCAUCGAUGAGAUCAUAUAGUUGCCCACCACCUGGUUUUGUGCUUCUCAGAAUUACAGGGUACAUUAAAGUUACACAGGAAAUGAAAUAGAUAGUAUUUGCAAAUUGAAAAGCACUCUAAGGACUCUGGGUAAAAACACCUGCCACCAAGCCCCAUGACCCAACUCUGAUGAGUUGCCCUCUGACCUCUAGGGAAGCUAUCACAUGAACACCCAUAAAUAGAUGGAUGAAUAAAAUCUAAUUUUCUAAAGGUUUACUCAUUUACUAUGUAUAUAGUGUUCUGCCUUCUUGUAGGCCUACACAUCAGAAGAGAGCACCAGAUGUCAUUAUAGAUGGUUAUGAGCCACCAUGAGGCU